Messenger RNA from Podarcis raffonei (Aeolian wall lizard), 7495 nucleotides. RefSeq names its product ALX homeobox 4 (gene ALX4). Gene Ontology annotation, molecular function: DNA-binding transcription activator activity, RNA polymerase II-specific; RNA polymerase II transcription regulatory region sequence-specific DNA binding. Bases 267 to 1490 code for a protein of 407 amino acids. The record is from RefSeq and is a predicted model, not a curated record. Gene Ontology annotation, biological process: regulation of transcription by RNA polymerase II. The transcript has 4 exons. NCBI's taxonomy places the organism in Eukaryota, Metazoa, Chordata, Lepidosauria, Squamata, Lacertidae.
UGAGGAGGGAUUCCCCCCUUUGCUUCCUCUCCUCUUGGAGCCAGAGAGAGGGAGAGGAGGCGGGAGGAAAGAGACCCUCUCCCCCUCUUCGCUAGAUCUUCUGGGUGUGGGGGGAUCUGUUUAGCUCUCAAGAACAUCUGAAUCCUCUUAGUGCUCGCUCGCCCAGCUGUGUGUGUGAGAGAGGGGGGGAGUUGGAGGAAGAGAGAGAGAGAGAGAGGGUUGCUGGUGGUGGAUGAGGACACUGCGGGGCCCUUUUAAUUUUAGGCAUGAAUGCCGAGAGUUGCGUUUCGUUCUGCGACCCAGCUGCUGCCAUGGAUUCCUUCUACAACGCCGCCUCGCAGGGCAGCGCCGACGGCUCCUCGCCUUUUAGGGCAUUCCCCGGCGGCGGAGGCAGCGACAAGUUCAGCCCCGCUUUCCUGGCCAGCAAAGGGCAAAGCUUCGGAGACAGCGGCAGCGGCAGCAGCAGCCCCAAGUGCCGGAGCCGCUACAGCCAGCCGGAAUGUCCCAACCUCGACGGCAGCGGCGGGCAGCAGCAGCAGCAGCAGCAAGCGCCGUCGGCCGCCUCUUUUAACAAGUAUCACCCGCAGCAGCAGCAGCAACAACAACAGCCUCCGCCGCCGCCGCCUCUCUACGCGCAGAGAGGCUCGUGCAAAAGCCCGUCGAGCGGCAGCCUCAAGCUGCAGGACGCCAGCGGCCACAACGGAGCGCUGCAGCUCUCCUGCUACGCUAAAGAGAGUUCUCUGGGAGAGGCCGAGCUGCAGCCAGGCUCAGAUCCUGCCGGGAUGGAUGGCAGUUACCUCAGCGUGAAAGAGACCGGAGUGAAGGUAUCCCAGGAGAGGGCGAGUAGCAACCUCCCCAGCCCGAUGGACAAGACUGACUCAGAGAGCAACAAGGGCAAGAAGAGGCGGAACCGCACCACCUUCACCAGCUAUCAGCUGGAAGAGCUGGAAAAGGUCUUUCAGAAGACCCACUACCCAGAUGUCUAUGCCAGGGAGCAGUUAGCCAUGAGGACAGAUCUCACUGAAGCCCGAGUUCAGGUUUGGUUUCAGAACAGACGGGCAAAAUGGAGGAAGCGAGAGCGGUUUGGUCAAAUGCAGCAGGUCCGCACCCACUUCUCCACAGCCUAUGAGCUCCCCUUACUAACUCGAGCAGAGAACUAUGCCCAGAUCCAGAAUCCAUCCUGGAUUGGCAACAACGGUGCUGCCUCCCCCGUCCCUGCCUGCGUCGUGCCUUGUGACUCAGUGCCUUCCUGCAUGUCUCCCCACACCCAUCCCCACACAACCGGAGGGGUCUCCGAAUUCCUGAGCGUCUCUGGUCCUGGCAGCCACGUGGGACAGACUCACAUGGGGAGCCUCUUCGGCAGCGCAGCCAUCAGCCCCGGCAUCAACGGCUACGAGCUGAACGGCGAGCCCGACCGCAAGUCCUCCAGCAUCGCGGCCCUGCGGAUGAAAGCCAAGGAGCACAGCGCUGCCAUAUCGUGGGCGACAUGACAAGGUGCAGCUGUUGCCCUCCAGACACUGACCGAGCAAACAGGGACGAUCGAACCAAUCCAUCCACUCUUGGACCCGAGGCAGCCAGUGCCCUACUCAGAGAUCUGAAUGCAGCACUUUUAGCUAUCCUAGGUAUAAUAGCAUUACGUGCGUUGCCGUAUUUGGAGUGUUUUAAACAUGUAGGGGAUUUUGUUGUUGUCCCCAACAAACAGGUGUGUGGAAGGAAAUAAUGGGUGUGUUUACUGCACCAGACAAAGUUGAGUUUUGUGUGUGUGUGUGUGUGUGUGUGUGUGUGUUCACAUGGCAUGUUUCCCGAAUGCUGUCAUUGUCCUGACUUGCCAAUGAAAAAGGACACUUUGUCUCCCCUGCUUUCUCUGACACUGGAUUUGUCUUUCUCUUUAAAACACAAAAGCUUCAAGCCAUACUUCCCAGCUGAGUGCUCUGCACAUUUCCAGUACCAUUUAUUCUCAUGCUAUGGGCAGUUCUAUGAUACCUAUAAUGCCAGAAUAAUGUGGUUGCUUUAGUUGACGAGUGCCAGACUGGUGUUUGUGUGUGCAUGCAUGUGUGUGCUGAGUGUAGGGUACGCUGAUUCAACUCACAGAAUACCUGUAGAUGCCAGGCUGCAACCCAGAGGUUGCCUUGGCAACUGCACUGGGUAAAAAGAAGCAGCCGCAGUAUUGUCUCCCAUUUUCCUGACAUCUGCUGUAUGUAGUGAACAGGACUGCCACACAGCAGGCAGGGGUGGAGCACAGCGUGAAAGGAACAAGAGAAGCCAAGGCCCCUCUCGAUUUGGCAAGGAUAAUAAAGGUCCCAGGCAAUCUCCAUCUUGUUCUCUGGCAACCCUACCACACAGGAAUCUGGGUUGAUCCAAGCAGCAAACCAAGGGCUAUGAGAACGGCACAACUCAAAGCAACGAUAUUUGUGCCAUCUCCUGUAGUAGUGGGGCCUGCAUCCUUGUAGGGGGACUGUGUACCUAUUGCCAAGUAAGAUAAAAAUCUAUCACCAAAACAGAGGACAAAAAUGGGCACGGAUUUGCGUAACAUUUGCAUGCGCUAAUUUAUAAUGCAACUUAGAAACUAUAAUUGAAAUAAUAAUAAUUUUAACAAUAAUUUUAUUAUUUAUACCCUGCCCAUCUGGCUGGGUUUCCCCAUAGAAAUGCAGUGCAUCUAACCAUAGUGGGGAAGACUGACCGAGUGGCCGGCAUGUCUGCUGGGUCUGCCACCCAGGUGCUGCCUGCGGAUGGGCAACUUGGAUGCCCCUGCUCACUCUCUCCUUAGGACUCCUUGUCUCUAAAACAGCCUUGGACCAGAGAUAGGACCACAUCCUGACAGUCCUUCAAAUAAGUGACUGUUUGCGUGCCAUCCAGAGAACUUUGUUGCAUGGGCAGCAUAGAAAUGUAGGAAAAUAAAGGAAGAAAAUCAACAUAAAGUAGGAUCCAUGGCCCACCCUCUUCCAUCUUUUGCCCUGCUUUAGAGCUGAGGGAUGAAAUUAAGCUGUGGGAGCUGCUACCAUCAAUAAAUGCAGUCCAAAACAAGGUUCUGACUACUGGCCUGAAUAAAGAGCAAGAGUGCAACAAGAGUGUGGUCUACAAGAAAGAGAAAAUCCUUCUCCUGUCUUCUUGCCCAGGUGACAUGGCUAGUUCUACAGAAGGCCAAAGAACAUGGUUUUCCCUUCCUAUAUUAUUACGGUCACAGGCUUCUGACCAAUAAGAGAAGAUAGAUCGUCAUGAUUAACAGAACAAGUGCCUUCUUUAAACAGUAUUCACAAUUCUGCAAUCCGCAGUCUAGCUCAAGAAACAGUCUUCCUGGUGUCCCCUUCCAUUUGUACUGACUUAAACCACCACAUGAAGAUUGCCCCUGCCAUGUAUUGGAGCAAUAAAGCUAGAGCUUGUUUCUUUGGUUGGAAAUGCUCUUGCUUUCAGCUCAAAGCUUUUAGCAGACAUGGACCCACCUCGUCACUCCCAUUCAUCAGGAUGGUGGCAACUUCCCAGUUCCCCUGUGGUUGCUUUCCUUAUAGAUUGAUCAAAGAAGAUUUGGAUCGAGUCAGCUGAGAUUCGGCCCAACUCAGCUAUGAAUAAGCUGAUUUUUAAACAGUGUUUAGGUUUUGUGGUUUCUUAAGCACAGAGCUACAUAUCCAUCAGAGAAGAGAAAGAAGGAGGUUUAAACCGCCUGUCUGGUUUUUAAGAGGGUGUUUACUGGGUUUGGUAGCUACUGGUUUCCCUUCUGCCAGUGAGCAGCUGCUAUACAGGCACAGAGAUUUGGGCCUCGUCACAAAAGCAAGACCCCCGUCAGUGAUGCCUGGGACACAAGCACACACCUGCCUUCUGGCUCACAUGUGGCUGUGGAAUCACAAGCAUUUGCACACACUCUGGCCUGGAAUGGGAAGGAUGUCGGCAGGAAUUCUUACAAAAAAGUCAGCUCAUCGACCACAAGGCUUCUUGGUCUUCAGUGCACAUGGGUUCUCAGGAGGAAAAAUUACUGGAAAAUCUGAAUGGGGGGGAAAUUGGAACUAUCCUAUUUGUGGAGCAGGUAAAUGAAGCAGGGCCUCCAUUUAGAGAUGGGGAAGCCAUAUGUUCCCUCACCACCAUGUGAUCAUUCCACAUGAUCAUCUAUCCCUCUAGCCAUUUUACUAGUUCUACACAUUUAACUGUUGCAGAAAUAAGUGUGCCAGUGGCACAGACUAAAAAGAAGAAGAAGAAGAGUUUGGAUUUGAUAUCCCGCCUUUCACUCCCUUUAAGGAGUCUCAAAGCGGCUAACAUUCUCCCUUCCCUUCCUCCCCCACAACAAACACUCUGUGAGGUGAGUGGGGCUGAGAGACUUCAGAGAAGUGUGACUAGCCCAAGGUCACCCAGCAGCUGCAUGUGGAGGAGUGUAGACGCGAACCCGGUUCCCCAGGUUACGAGACUACCACUCUUAACCACUACACCACACUGGCUCAGAUCCAAUCCCCCCCACUCUUUUUUUUCAGGUGUAUGUAUGUAACUUCUCUUAUUUGUCUAUAGUGAUGAUGUCACGUGCACUGUCCAAUACAUGCCUGUGAUAAUUCCAGACCCACAUUUUACAAUAAGCCUUACAAGGAUUGAUACUCUACCUGCAGAGAUAAAAAAUGGGUUUUCAUGUUGAUUUUAGUGAAAAUGCUAAGGACAUACUAAGUGUUUCUGCUGUGUUUGGAUCAUGCCUUGUGCAUCAAGGGCUCGGAAAACACAACACCCAUCAGUAAAAGUACGACUUUCAAAAAUGACACCUGUGUUCUCCCAACAACAAAUACAUAACAAUGUUGCAUUUGUUGUGGCACAAACAACUUAUCAGGGAUAAGUGCUCUCAUUUGCCCCUCGCCACCUUUUAAAGCUAUGAAAUCAAGGUCCCACACACACUUUUCUGGCAUUGAUAGUGUUCACUCCUCUGAAUGGCGUUGGCCUGCCCGUGGUCAGUCUAACUGAAAGGGUACCUGAAACAAAAUAAAAAAUUCCUUCCAGUAGCACCUUAGAGACCAACUAAGUUUGUUAUUGGUAUGAGCUUUCGUGUGCAUGCACACUUCUUCAGAAGGGUACCUUUGAGAGUUGUACCUGGAACUCUCAUGCAAGAAAUAAUGGGCAACAUCCAACAUUGGUCAUGUCCAGAACAGAUCUGAAAUCACUGGAGCCAUUCUGAUGAUGACAAAUGCUGGCUAUCACUUAAUGUGUGUGUGAAUGCAUAAGUAAUAUUAUCCAUGCUUAACCAUGUUUUUGUGUUCCUAAGUGUGCAUACCUAGGAGAAUAUAUUGUGAGUGUGUGUGCUGCCUGUGCAAGUAUGUUUAUUGUAUAAACAGCUAAGUUUGCCAUCUCUUGGGUGGAGGAUAGGAUCUCUCAUGACUAGCAUUCUGCCCAAUGUGAUUUCAGCUUUUAGUUGGGAAGCUAGGGUGGGGGAGAACUCUUUAUUCUCAUCCUCAUCCUCCUCUUCCUCCUCCUCUUUAGCUGCCGCCUUAGCUUUCAGCGUGAAAUCUGCAGCUCCAAAAAUGGUCAUCUUGCUGGACGCUAACUUUGAGGGGUACAUUGCUGUAUGUAUAAGUCCUAUUCAUGAGUUAUUCAUGUGCAGCACAUUACCAAAUGUGCUUCGUAGCAGAGCUAGUCUUUUUAGCCCUGACAUCAUGCAUAUGGCUGCCUGUGGCGAAACCCAAACAUGCAAACUCCUGUUCACAUGUAGAGGCACUUGCACAACCAAGCCAAGCUCCCAUGUUGGGGUUACUCUACAAGAAACGGUGCACGACGUGCUGGUGUCUCAGGGAAAAGACACAAUGCCAGGGUGGGGCUAAAAGUUUGGGCUCCACCCCAAAGUCAAUGUGGUGACUCCUAUAGGUGAGCAACGUGCCAUUAUUUUGUUGCUUUAGAACAGCGAGAUGGCCAACUCUAGCUGCGCACUGCAGACCAUACAUGCAUGCAGUAGUGUACAAGAGUGUGGUGUGUGAAGUCUGUGUGCACAAGAAAUGUAUUUCAAGUGUACUUUGCCUAAGACUAGGUUUGCUUGAAGUCUGCUGGUCACAUGCUGAUGUCAACUCCAGCGUGGCUUUGUGUAUGAACGGUUCAGUUUAUAUCUAGACUGUACCUCAGCAGAUCCUUCUGAAGACAUUUCAGGAUAAUUGGAGGAGUGCUGUGGACCAUGCACUGAACUGUUCAAUGCAACAUGUACACAUUUGUUGACUAAGUAAACUCACCCCUAAGGACAAAAUAAAACAUUGUGCUCUGAAAUGGAGCUGCUGCCAAAACCAGCAGCACUCUGCCAAGCCCUUUUCCCUCCUGCCACUUAUGUUGAGACACGUCUUUGUCACUGCUCUGCCUCAUUGGCUGAGACUGGGAUGUAGGCAUGGAAAUGACAUGGCCAUCGCAGGAAAAGCCAACACAGGGCUGCCAUUUUAGCGGCAGUCUAGAGUCUAACAUAGCUUGUAGUUCUAACAAAAAAUGUAUCCCAAGCAAGAGAAUUCCAUUAAUGCCAGCCCUCCACAAGAGUGCUCUGCCUGGUUUUACUCUGUGUUGGACAUAAAUGAACUCAGGAGGCUUUCUGGGGUCAACAAUUAGAUGUUCUAGGGACAAAUCCAGUACCCUGAAUACCACCAUGGUCAAGAGGGCUGUUUUGAUGGAGCAUUGGCUUGCUCUCCUUCCCAUGGUAACAUUAUCUGCUGGCCAGAGCAACAGAAUGUAAGCUAUAUGAGCAUUUGGCACGAGGGGGGCAGGAUAUUCCUAUGUCUUUCUUCUUCUUUUGGAUGGUUAUUCCUUGUCUUGGUGUAUGCUAAGUUUUCACAGUACGUUGUAAAACACUCUGAAAACAAACAACAGUGAAAAAGGUAGCUUCCUGGAAAUGGUUGAAAAAUGAUCAGGCAGACACAGCCGCUGAGAACUCCAUGUUUAUUUUGCUGCUUUGACUGACAUAGCAAAAAAGCAAACACUUGGAAUUAAAAAAAAAAAAAAAAGCCCAAAUGGGAACUGGGGCAGAGUUAGGCUGAACAGAUGAAAGCUUUUGAUUGCUUUCAACUUCAUGGAUGGUAGUGCAGGGAAACCAAAGUGUGACUCCCCCCCCCUCCCCACACACCAGUUGUGACCCUUUCCCGCAAAUCCGGGUAAUGUACUACCCAAACCAGUACUCCUUCCAUGAACAUAGAUAGCGCUAGGACUUUUAUACUACUGAUGUUGAAGGACAGUUUUCAAUGUAUAAUAAUAUAUCAGAUUUUUUUUGGGUGUGCAGUGUUUGAAAGCGAGAAUGGGAGAAAGAUCACAAGAAAACAAACCUCAGUCAAUAUUAUUGUUGUAAGAUAUUGUAACCUUGUAUAAAUGCAACUUUUUUUCCCUUUAGCUUUAUGGCCUGGGGCAGAAUAUAUGAAAAUAUACAUUCAAAAAUGUUCAAGAAUAAAAUAAUGGAAUGGAAAAAAAAUCCCCACAAAAAUUGCAGUGUGAGGUUGUGCCAUACAAUUUUACUGCCUAUACAGAUAUGUACUGCAAAUUCAUUACAUUGUAAUAUUAAAAAAAGAACAAACUA